UUGAUACGCGAUUGUUGAUGCCACCGCACGGGCGGAAUAUUAGUUCUCGGGGGAAGUGAUUAAGACUGAGGAUAACUAAGUUGCGAAACGAAACGGAAAUUUGAAAGUUAAACCAGGAAGAGGGGAUGGAAAACGUCUUAUAAGAAUAACGCCCUAAGUAUAUAAUAAAACUAAGCACUGUCCGAUAAUCCAGAGUACUUAUAAGUUCAAAAAUUUGAAUUAAACUACGUUUAUAUAUAAAAGAAUUGUAGAAUUUGUGAAAAUGCCCGUCGAUUUAGACGAUUUAAUGAAACUUUUGAUGAUUCUGGCAUCAGAGGAAAACCUUAAAGUUACAGUGAACGAAUCAGUAAAAGGUGGCAUUGUUGCAGGAACAUCUGCAGCAGUUGGGGGUUUACUUAUGGGUCCGGUUGGUCUUGCAGUUGGUGGUGCAGUUGGUGGUUGUGCAGCAUGUUACAUAGCUAGAGACAAGUUUAAACCUGUUGUUCAAGUAAUACAAGAAAUGUCUAAUGACAAGAAGGAAAGACUAGUAGAUGCUGUUACAGAUGUAACAUCCAAUCUGAAUAUUACUGAUGUGGCAAGGUUGGCAGUUUUGCUUUCUGGAAAUGCUGCAGUGAGAAAAAUGGUUAUUGAUGCUAUGAUGUCAUUUCUCAGCAAUGAAUUAAAUUAUAAAAUACUUGAUAAUUAACUUCAAGUUCUGUGUUUUCAGUUUCUAAGUAUGUAUUUUAACUACACAAUAAAUGUACCAUGCUGGGUGAAUGCCAACAGAAGUCAAUUUAGAAUGUUCAUUAAUUUCACUGAGUUACAUAGUUCCUGACAAGAUUUUAUAACUUGUGCUUCUUGCGUUCUUUGUAUAAGAUGUCGCAUUAGACAUUUUAGAUAAUACUUAGCAUAAUUUACAACAUAAAACACAAGGCUGUCAACCUAUGCAAUUGGAUUUAAACCUGAUAUCCCCAUUUUGUACAAAUAAUGUUUCAUUAACUGAGAUAUCAAACAAAACUAUGAAACCUAAUAAUUAUAACUGAAAUUUGAAGAAUAAAAUUGACCAUUGCACUUUGUUUUUUAACAGAGCCAAAUAGGUUUUAAUAUAAGUAAAAAUAUAAAACUGAUCAGGUUAAUAUACAUAAUUCAACAACAAAAAUUAUUGUUUCAUUGGAAUAGGACUAUUAUAGAGAGUCUGAUAAUUUAGUUGGCUACACAACUAAAAAUUAAAAAAAAUCUCAUUUCUUAAAGUUUCUAAAGAGUAAUUUAACCAUACAAGUACCAUUAUAUUGUAUAUCAUUCUUCUUGUAAUGGUUGCUCAAUAUUGUAUUUGAAUCAAUAUGAAGUCCUCGAACUGAUGUUGGAAGAAACAUAAGAAAGAAUCUUAAUGUUAGGAAUUGUUGAUCAACAGUGAAACUCACUAUAAUGUAUUCUUGUAAUCUCCAUUAAAACAAAGUUUACAUUUACAAUGAUAAUUAGAAUUCUCAAGGUUAAACAUAUUUUAUGUAAAGCAACAAAAAUGGUGCAUUUUAUGUUUGUAUGUAUUAAAGAAAAGCCCAAUUUAAUGAUAUAACUGUUAUUUUUGUAUAAUGCAAAUGUUUAAACUACUUUUUAUUUUUCUGGUCUUUCUAGUCAGGGAACUUUUUAGUUUUCCACAAAUUUGUGUAUUUCUGAAAGUUGACUAUUAAGUAAGAAUUUGGAGAACAAUGUAUAUCUUUCGUAAAUACUUAAUCUUCACCCAUGAAACAGUAAUCUGUAAAACAUUGACAAAUUUCAGAGGUGUUAGAAACAGUAAAGUUAAGGGAGCUUAAAGGAAGUAUUGAUAAAUAUUUAGGUAAUAAAGACUGGCUUUGAGUUUGUUUGUUUUUUAAGUUUACUUUAGCGGAUGGAACAGUAUAUUAGUGAUGGUAUAUAAUACUUCACUGCCAUGAAAGUCAGUGAAGGCACUGUGGUCGUGUUACACAAAACAGUGUCUUUACAUCUUUGUGUUUUGUAUGACCUAUAUAUUAUUAGAAGUUUUCUUCAUUAGAAAAUUUAUUCAAGUAACUGUAAUACUUAGAUGUUAGAGAAAAAAGGAAUUAAAAAGUCUUGGUAGAAAAUAAUUCAUUUCUUAAGCUUGUGUUUCUGAUGAUAAUUAACAUGUUUUGAAAUUAUAACCACUCUUGAAACAUAUUAUUUUUGACUUGAUAGUUAGGAUGCCCCUGACUUGCAAUCUGUGGGGCACGGGAUUGAAACCCAUCACAAAACAUAGGAAUGUUAUAAAGUUAUGGCCAAUCCCAAUAUUCAUUGAUAAAGAGUAGCCUAAGAGUUGUUUUAUAUGGUGUUGACAAGCUGCCUUCCCUCUAGUCUGUUGUUUCAUAAUAAGGAGUGGCUAGUGCAGAUAGCUCUUGAGUAAUUUGUGCAAAAUUUAAUAAAACUACAUGUCAUAUAUAUAUUAAGUAGAGUUUUGUUAGAGAUACAUGGUUGGUUCAGUUUAAGGAGUAUGCUCACUAUAGACCAGUAAAUAUUUUCUGAUCUUAGUGAUAUGUUAUUAGUCAUUGUUAAAAUCUUGAUGUUACUCUUAAACACUAAGAGGUAUGAAAGAAACAUGAUAUAUUUUAACAAUGUAACAUAUUUGUGUUAUUCAUGAUUUAAAGAAAAUUUCAAACUUUCAUAAUAUGGUCCUGAGAAUUUAUUUAUAGUAAAUAAUUGAUAUAAAACAUAAUUUAAUAAUUUAAAAAUAAAAUUAACAAGGUUGGUUUGAUAUUGAAAAAUAAUAGAAGACUGUUAACUUUUUGAUAAGUCUAUAAAUAAUGUGUUAAUCAGAGUGUUUUAAUUCACUUGGUAUUUUUAGAUGAAUUAAAUGAAUGUAUGGUUUUCUUUUAAAUAAAUGUGUAUUUUAUAGUAAAAUGGAAGUUUAAGACUUCUAGUAUCAGUUUUUUGUGAAGUAAAACAU
Molecule: messenger RNA, 2914 nt
Organism: Limulus polyphemus (Atlantic horseshoe crab)
Lineage: Eukaryota; Metazoa; Arthropoda; Merostomata; Xiphosura; Limulidae
Product: protein C19orf12 homolog
Exons: 2
Coding region: 263-685 (140 amino acids)
Source: RefSeq, a predicted model, not a curated record